AUGAAAAGUUCUAAUUUAAAACCACCGGUAUCUGGCCCCAUACGAACGCCACCAUCAGGAGGUGCCAACCGAGGACUAUUCCCUGCACCAAACUCAGCACAACGAGCAUCUUCGUCCUUAAGUGGACCUCGGCACAAAGUGGCAUUGAAGCCAGGCUAUUCACCUCUUGACUGGGCCCAGUUGAAUAGAACACAACCGAAAUAUAAACUACGAGGAGUUGACCCCACUACUCCCCCAGCCCAGUUCGUCAAAAUCACCAAAGAAGAGUUAAAGAAACACAAGUCAGAGCAAGAUUGUUGGACAUGCAUAAAUGGCAAAGUGUUUAAUAUAACUCCGUAUAUUAAUUUCCAUCCUGGUGGAGUUGAUGAAAUUAUGAAGUGCGCAGGGAGAGAUGGCACUGCAUUGUUCAACAAGUAUCAUAGUUGGGUGAAUGCAGAUAGAAUGCUAGAGAACUGCAUUGUAGGAAUAUAUGUACAUUAA
Messenger RNA from Spathaspora passalidarum NRRL Y-27907, 480 nucleotides. RefSeq lists its product as uncharacterized. Gene Ontology annotation, molecular function: heme binding. The coding region runs from base 1 to 480 and encodes 159 amino acids. The record is from RefSeq and is a predicted model, not a curated record. Lineage: Eukaryota; Fungi; Ascomycota; Pichiomycetes; Serinales; Debaryomycetaceae. The transcript has a single exon.